AUGUGUUCUUUGGAGGUUUACAAUAAAUUUAGGGGGAAGCUCAACCAAAUUCUUACAGAAGGGGAAAGUCUUAUGGAAGAAGAUGAGCUGUUCAUUGAUUUAAUCUCAAAAUCGGAAAACCUUAGGGAUGUUUUAGAUCUUGCAAAAGAUAUGAAGGAGGUAGGAAAUGAUUUUUUCAAGCAAGAAAGUAUAGAGGAUGCUUUGGAGAAGUAUGGCUAUGCUGGGAUUAUUCUUGGGUGUUUUCAGUUUGAUGAGGAUGUUGAUAGACUUGAAUUUUUUGAUAUGGGCAAGUGUAUUCUACUGAAUUCAGCAGCUUGUUUUAGUAAGAAAAUGGAGUAUGGGAUGGUAUGUAGACUGUGUUCGAUUAUAUUGGAGUUUAACCCAUGUAAUGUAAAAGCUUUAUUUAGAAGAGCCAUGACUGCUUUAGAGUUAGGAAGGAGUGAUUUGGCCUAUUGGGACUUGUUUAUGGCUUCCCAUCAGGAACCUAAAACCCAGAGGUAUGUAGGAAGUUGGAGGAGGUUAAAUGUUCCAAUUUAA
Molecule: messenger RNA, 537 nt
Organism: Spinacia oleracea (spinach)
Lineage: Eukaryota; Viridiplantae; Streptophyta; Magnoliopsida; Caryophyllales; Amaranthaceae
Exons: 1
Coding region: 1-537 (178 amino acids)
Molecular function (GO): protein binding
Source: RefSeq, a predicted model, not a curated record